Molecule: messenger RNA, 225 nt
Organism: Sphaeroforma arctica JP610
Lineage: Eukaryota; Ichthyosporea; Ichthyophonida
Exons: 1
Source: RefSeq, a predicted model, not a curated record
AGCAUCACAUGACCACAGCAUCUCUAAGUCUCGACCAAACGACGUACAAGAUGAGCUUCUCAUCCCAUUCGGCAUGGAUGCCGCACGCCUCGUCCGUGUAUGUCUGCUGCACUACGCUGCCCACUUUGACCGUGGCAAACAGCGUGCUGUCGAUGAGCCCAGUGUUAUUCCACAUCUUUACUUUCGCUUCCUGAGAAAACACAUUGAGCAGCCGCGUGUGGAGGG